AUUAAGGCAGUUUAUACCAUUUUAAAACAUUACAUUCAUAGAUUUCACAACACAUCACACACCCUCAGGCCCCUACUCCACUACCACAUGUCUACAGUACUAAAUCCAUGUGUAUGUAUAGUGCAUAUGUUAUCGGAUGUGCGUGUGCGUGUGUGUGUGUGUGUCUGUGCCAUUGUUUGUGUUGCUUCACAGUCCCCGCUGUUCCAUAAUGUUUAAAAAAAAAUCUAAUUUGACUGCUUGCGUCAGUUACUUGAUGUGAAAUAGAGUUCCAUGUAGUCAUGGCUCUAUGUAGUACUGUGUGCCUCCCAUAGUCUGUUCUGGACUUGGGGACUGUGAAGAGACCUCUUGUGGCAUGUCUUGUGGGGUAUGCAUGGGUGUCUGAGCUGUGUGCCAGUAGUUUAGACAGAUAACUCGGUGCAUUCAACAUGUCAAUACCUCUCAUAAAUAAAAGUAGUGAUGAAGUAAAUCUCUUCUCCACUUUCAGCCAGGAGAGAUUGACAUGCAUACUUAAUAUUAGCUCUCUGUGUACAUCCAAGGGCCAGCCGUGCUGCCCUCUUCUGAGCCAAUUGCAAUUUAGUGUUGUUAAGAAGGGAGAGCAUCACUUUACUAUAGACAGACUUCUCCCCAUCCUAGGUACCACUGCAUCAAUAUGUUUGACCAUGACAGUUUACAAUCUAGUGUUACUCCAAGCAGUUUAGUCAUCUCAACUUGCUCAAUUUCCGCAUUAUUUAUGAAGUGUUGUAAUGCUUGCUAUGUGUAAUAGGUUCUGCCCUAGCCACCAGUAAUUCCACUAAACUACACUAAACUCUACAUUCCGUCUGGGAAUGUUCUGCCGCCUGUGCCGUCAACAUAGGCAGGCUGCUAAGAGGGAUGUGUCAAAGUGCCCUUUUAUUGAAAUAGGGGCCCAGAUUCAUCGUCUGGACUAUAUUAACCGGCACCAAGGGACAGAGCACCACAUGGAAAGUGUGAGGGCUCAUGCAAUGCUGGCUAAAGGUGAAAAUUGUUCAAUUUGAUUCUUACAUUUCUCAAAAUCUCUUCUAAUGUAAAAGAUGCCUCAGAUUGUGCACUAACCGUGGCUCAAUAAUAACGCAUUACGCCUGUUGCUGUUCACAGGCUCCUCAGUCAUGGUUGCAUUCAAGCCAACCACAGUGCUUAAGCACAACACCGUAUGUGGGGGUUUUGAAUGUCUGUACCAUAUAACAAAAUGGGGGCAGGCCCAUCACACAAACUUCCCAGAACUGCUGGACCUUGCUGAAUUGCUGGGUUGUGAUUAUUUCACAAAGCUCAAGGUGAAUGAGGGCUCCACAAUUCUGUUGUGACGUAGAAGUCCGUCACUGGCCGCGGGCAGCAUUUGGUACUUUAACGCACACACACUGUGCUGCCAUCCUGUUUGAAGGUAACAAUGGUUAAGAUGGAUUUUCAUUGUGUUCCAUGGUGUUAUUUGCCCCCUAGUGGAGCUUUCUGGUACUUAGACUGUACGCAAACAGGAAGUAGAGAAUUCGUUCUGCACGCGUAGAAGCAGCUAAAAACAACGCUACGGUGCAGGUCUUUCAGUGUAGUUAUUUCUUGUCACGCUUCAGCCUUGGAAAAUAUUUGUUUUUUUACAACAUAAACGUUUUCAAUAUAUUCAUUCAAGAAAAGUCAAGCCUUGGGAGUUUUAUUGAAGACUUAGUUGUUAGCUAUCUGUGUAGUUUUGCAUGGGAACGCAUCUCAAGGGCAGAAUAGUAAAAAAACAUCAUCACGGCGGGCUCAAGCUCAAGAAUAACCACACACGGUGGUUUGUUUCUACAUUCCUCAGCCAACAAAGUCUCAGUUCCUAUGGAAGACCAGCAGUCUACGGUACAACAACCAGAGCCAAGAGGUCGACAGAGAGAGAUGGAGGAGCCUCUUAACCACAUUGGGACCAAGUCUCAAUCUACAAGAUCAAGGUCAUCAAAACAGUCAAGCAGAUCCUCAACGGCGAGUUCUGCAGCCAUCAAAGUACGCGCCAAGGCAGACGCAGCGCGUGCACAAGUCUCCUAUGCUGAGAAGGAAGCUUCUGUGAUGAAACAAAAGGCAGAAAUAGAGGCCAGCUUGUUGAAGCAAAAAGCUGACCUCGAGGCAAGUUUAUAUGUUCUCCAAUUUGAGAGAACAGCUGCUGCUGCAUUGGGUGAAGCUGCAGCCUUUGAAGAAGCUGUAGAAUCAGAACGCAGAGAGCUUCGCAAAGAACUAGACACAGGGACACAGCCCUUAAGUCCAGUCCAGCGUACUUGUGAGUAUGUGCAACAACAUGCUAGGCCCUACUUUGCUGAACUUCCAUUUGAAGUGGAGAAACAAGAGCUUAGUCUUGACCCAGCUACAUGCCAUAAUCCAGAAAGUACCAAACAACAGAGCAUGAGCAGAGACUCUCCGUUCAAAAGAAAUGAGCAGCAGCAUGGUGUAAAUGGAAAACAAGCCCACUUCCAGUCACACACACAAAGCGUCCUGAGUCACAAGUGGCACCAGACCUCAUCAAGUACCUCCUACGCCGUGAGAUGGUGAGUUCCGGACUCCUGAAGUUUGAUGAUCGCCCUGAAAAUUAUUGGGCAUGGAAAGCAUCCUUUCUCAAUGCGACCAGAGACUUGAAUGUAUCAGCCAGGGAAGAGUUAGAUCUAAUUACCAAGUGGCUAGGGGCAGAGUCGUCUGAGCAAGCAAACAGAAUUAGAUCUGUCCAUAUUUUCAACGCAACAGCAGGGCUUAACAUGGUCUGGCAACACCUAGAAGAGUGCUAUGGUACACCCGAAGUGAUCGAGAAUGCACUGUUGAAGAAAAUUUAUGAUUUUCCAAAACUGGCUAACAAAGACAAUCACAAACUAAGAGAACUAGGUGACAUUCUUCUCGAACUGGAGAAUUGCUGGGUUAAAGGAGAAGGGUACCUUCCAGGCCUCGCUUAUCUGGACACAUCUCGGGGGGUAAACCCUAUAGUAGAGAAACUUCCAUUCAGUUUACAAGAAAAAUGGAUUGCACAGGGAUCCAAAUACAAGGAAGACUAUCGGGUAGCAUUCCCACCAUUCUCGUUCUUCUCGAGAUUCAUCAGGAACCAGGCGAAAACUAGAAACGACCCCAGUUUCACCCUCUACACCUCAACUAACCAGGUGUCUAUGAAAAGUGAGAAACCUGCCAGGUACAGCAGCAAGACACCUGUGACUGUAUACAAAACCGAUGUGUCAUCUGAGCCCUCAGACCACCAAACCAAACCCAGUAAGACAAAGAUUGAAAACCCUGACCAUCACUGCCCGAUACAUAACAAACCUCAUCCUCUUAAAAAGUGUCGUGGGUUUAGAUACAAAACUCUAGAUGAGCGCAAAUGAUAUCUCAAAGAGAAUGGAAUUUGUUUCCGAUGUUGUGGGUCAACUCAGCACAGAGCUAAAGACUAUAAGGUGUCAAUCAAGCGCUCUGAGUGCGACAGCGACAGACAUCUUGCUGCUCUGCAUCCAGGCCCAGCCCCUUCAAAUACAGACACUGCUACAGCAGAGAAAGAGCAUGGCGGGGAGCAAGGUGACGAUGCUCUUCUAUCUGUCACCUCAAAGUGUACGGAGAUCUGUGGUGAGGCAGUUAAUCCAAGAUCAUGUUCAAAAAUAUGCCUAGUUAAAGCUUAUCCGUCUGGAAAAAGAGAGAAAGCUGUCAAAAUGUAUGUAGUGCUUGAUGAACAGAGUAACAAAUCUCUGGCCAAGACAGAGUUUUUCAAUCUCUUCAACAUCAAUGACAACUCUGCUCCAUACACCAUGAAGACCUGUUCUGGGGUAAUAGAGACUUCAGGCAGGAGAGCCGUCAACUUCAUGGUGGAGUCUAUAGACGGACACAUGCAGCUAUCUCUCCCUACUCUGAUAGAGUGUGAUAUGAUGCCAGACGAUAGGACGGAGAUUCCCUCCCCCGACAUGGCGUAUCAUCAUCCCCAUCUGCAACCAGUUAUGGACAAAAUUCCAGCUGUGGACCCAGACGCUCCCAUCCUCCUGCUCUUAGGACGAGACAUCUUAAGGGUACACAAGGUACAAGAGCAAAUCAAUGGGCCCCACGACACUCCUUUUGCACAGCGACUCGACCUCGGGUGGGUCAUCGUGGGUGAGGUCUGUCUGGGAACAGCUCACCGACCAGCCAAUGUUAACGUGUUCAGGACAAACAUACUUCAAAAUGGUCGCACAUCCUAUCUGAGCCCUUGCCCUGACAUCAUCCAGGUAAAAGAGAACUACAACAACGUAGCUCAGAAACACAUCUCUCCCUCUACAGUGCACUCGAGAGAUCCGAGCACAACUGUGAACACAGACAACCUGGGAUGUUCCGUGUUCGACAAAACAAAGCCUUUUUGGACAUUAUGAACAAACAGGUUUUCCAGGAUGAUGGAAACAACUGGGUGGCUCCACUACCCUUUCGCCCCACUCGACGUCGCCUUCCUAAUAACAGGGAGCAGGCCAUAAACCGUCUCACAUCACUUCGCAGGACUUUAGACAAAAAGCCUGACAUGAAGCGUCAUUUUAUUGACUUCAUGCAAAAGAUGCUGGAUAACGACCAAGCCGAACCUUCACCGCCACUAGAGGGAGACAACGAAUGUUGGUAUCUACCCAUAUUUGGUGUUUACCAUCCACAAAAGCCUGAACAAAUAAGAGUAGUAUUUGACUCCAGUGCUAAGUGUCAAGGCGUGUCACUUAACGAUGUUCUGCUCAGUGGUCCAGACUUAAAUAACACACUCUUGGGUGUCCUAAUGCGCUUCCGCAAGGAUUGAUCCUCUCCCCUUUCAACGAAGUCUAGGACUUUCCUGGAACCUGGAAACAGACAGCUUCUCAUUCCAGGUGUCCCACAAUGAGAAGCCUUUUACGCGGAGAGGCAUCCUGUCCACAGUGAAUAGUCUUUAUGACCCCCUUGGGUUCGUGGCUCCAAUAACAAUGCAAGGUAAAGCCUUAAUCAGAGAACUCUCUUCUGAUCAGAGUGAGUGGGAUGCCCCUCUUCCCCCAGAAAAAUAAGAGAAAUGGAACAUGUGGAAGGAAUCUUUGAUGGAGUUGGAACAUAUGUAUAUUCAGCGGACCUACAUCCCAGUCUCCUUGUCUACCACUCAAAGAAGAGAGCUACACAUCUUCUCGGAUGCCUCUACAGUAGCCAUAGGAGGGGUAGCCUACCUGAGAGUUAUUGAAUCGAAAGGUCAAUGCCAUGUUGGAUUUGUCAUGGGGAAAUCAAAAUUGGCCCCUCGUCCGGCCCACACUAUCCCACUCCUAGAACUGUGUGCGGCUUUGCUAGCUGUUGAUAUGUAUGAACUGAUCAGAGACGAAAUUGACAUUGAUGUAAAUGCGGCCAAGUUCUACACAGACAGUAAGAUAGUUCUCGGUUACAUCCACAAUGUCACCAAAAGAUUCUAUGUGUAUGUUGCCAAUAGGGUAACUCGCAUCAGGAAGUCUACCCAUCCAGAUCAGUGGUGUUAUGUACACACUGACAGCAAUCCAGCAGACCAUGCAACCAGGCCUAUACUUGCUGCGCUCUUAAAGUACACCAGUUGGUUCUCAGGUCCACCUUUCCUGACCCAAACAAACUCAAGUGAGCCUGAGAACAUAAAAUCUGACCUUGUAGAGCCUCACGCAGACACAGAGAUUCGACCAGACGUCACUGUCUUCGCCUCUAAGGUUUCUGGAGCUCAACUCGGCUCUCAUCGCUUUGAGAGGUUCUCAAGCUGGAAAGCUCUCAAUCGAGCCACAGCACGACUCAUUCAUGUUGCCAGAUCCUUACAUGAAUGUGCGGACAACACCAGCUGCAGAGGCUGGCAUGACUGUAAUAAACCAUGCGGUACAAGUAAGUUGUCACAGGCCAAAACAGCAAUCAUUCACUGUGUGCAACAUGAAACCUUCAGAGAGGAAUUCAAAUGCCUUGAAAAAGGAAAAGUGUUCCCUAAACAAAGUACACUCAAUGUUACUGACACAAAAGACCAGCGCUACCUCAGCCCCUUCUGGAUACUUCAGCAUGAACGACCUUCAUGGAAAACAGUGGAAGCAAGUCCAGUGUCUCGCUGACACCUUUUGGAAAAGGUGGAGACAGGAGUACCUGACAACGCUGCAGAGACGCAGAAAAUGGACAGCAGAAAAGCCAAAUGUAAAAGUGGGAGACGUUGUCUUAUUGAAAGACAGUCAGGCACACAGAAAUGACUGGCCAGUCGGGCUUGUGGUCAAAACCUUUCCCAGUACUGACAAAAAGGUUAGGAAAGUAGAACAAAAAAUUGUCAAGCAAGGAGCUGCUAAGGUGUUUCUGAGACCAAUCUCAGAGAUUGUUGUUCUUCUUUCUGAAGCAUCCUAGAUACAAAAGAUAAAAAUAGAAAGGACAUUAUUUGUUUCUUGAUAUGUUUUAUUUCACAGUGGCACAAUUUCAUUAUACCAGGCGGGGAGUGUGCUGCCAUCCUGUUAGAAGGUAACAAUGGUUAAGAUGGAUUUUCAUUGUGUUCCAUGGUGUUAUUUGCCCCCUAGUGGAGCUUUCUGGUACUUAGACUGUACGCAAACAGGAAGUAGAGAAUUCAUUCUGCACGCAUAGAAGCAGAUAAAAACAAUGCUACGGUGCAGGUCUUUCAGUGUAGUUAUUUCUUGUCACGCUUCAGCCUUGGAAAAUAUUUGUUUGUAAGUUCGAUUCAAGCAUUUAGCUAAUGAUGAUAAUCUUGUUAUUGAUAGAGUUUCUUACAUAUCAAUGUUGGUUGGUAGCAUUUACUCACACAAAUUGCAAUGCCUUUCAUGUAUGAUUGUCACGUUCCUGACCUAUUGUUCCUUUUUCUUUUCUUUUAUUUAGUUGGUCAGGGCGUGAGUUGGGGUGGGUUGUCUUUGUGUGUUUUUGUAUUGUCUAGGGUGUUGUAUGGUUUAUGGCAGGGGUGUCAAACUCAUUCCACGGAGGGCCUUGUGUCUGCAGGUUUUUGGUCUUUCCUUUCAAUAAAGCCCUAGACAACCAGGUGUGGGGAGUUCCUAACUAAUUAGUGAUGUUAAUUCAUCAAUCAAGUACAAGGGUGGAGCGAAAACCCGCAGACACUCGGCCCUCCGUGGAAUGAGUUUGACACCUGUGGUUUAGGGGGUUAUAUAGAGUAGAUGGGUUAGUGUUUAGUAUAGGUGUCUAGGAAAGUCUAUGGUUGCCUGAAUUGGUUCUCAAUCAGAGACAGCUGGUUAUUGUUGUCUCUGAUUGGGAGACAUAUUUAAGGCAGCCAUAGGCUUUAGCUGUUGGUGGGUAAUUGUCUAUGUGUAGUGUGUGUGUCAGCACUAUCUGUUGUUAUAGCUUCACGGUCGUCAGUUUUGUUAUUUUGUUAGUUUGUGUAUUGUUGUUGGU
Messenger RNA from Salvelinus fontinalis (brook trout), 7296 nucleotides. RefSeq lists its product as uncharacterized. The transcript is spliced from 2 exons. The record is from RefSeq and is a predicted model, not a curated record. Lineage: Eukaryota; Metazoa; Chordata; Actinopteri; Salmoniformes; Salmonidae. The coding region runs from base 4989 to 6011 and encodes 340 amino acids.